This is a messenger RNA of Coregonus clupeaformis (lake whitefish), 2841 nucleotides long. Its product is annotated as TGF-beta receptor type-2. Bases 238 to 1953 code for a protein of 571 amino acids. The record is from RefSeq and is a predicted model, not a curated record. The transcript is spliced from 7 exons. Lineage: Eukaryota; Metazoa; Chordata; Actinopteri; Salmoniformes; Salmonidae. Gene Ontology annotation, biological process: protein phosphorylation; heart development; cellular response to growth factor stimulus. Gene Ontology annotation, molecular function: activin binding; type I transforming growth factor beta receptor binding; transforming growth factor beta binding. Gene Ontology annotation, cellular component: plasma membrane; signaling receptor complex.
UCCUGCCCUUUCUGAAGAUUUCCUGUUUCAUGAAAAGUGCAUACAUACUGUCCGACUCAGUAUGUAUGCAAGUUCUGCCUGCACUAUUUACUUUAACUGGGGGUUGCUUGAGACGCAGGAGAGCAACAGGCGAACCGAAAAAAAAAUCAGAAGAACGUCUCGAAUUAAAGUCUGGAUAUUUACUAUAAUCAAGGCUUAAGUAAAUGAAAAGAAGAGGAGUUUAUAGUCCGUUUCUAAAUGGAGCUUCUUCGGUUUUCUGCUUUCUGGUGUGGAACGAUACUCUUUGGUAGUAUUCUGCUAGAACAGAAGGGGGUCUCGUCACUGAGCAUGCUGAAGCUGAGGCGUCUGUGUAAGUUCUGUGACGUGGAAUCUACCAGCUGUACGGGCACAGAGAGCUGUAUGACCGACUGUAGGAUCACAUCCAUCUGCCCCCAUCCAGAUGACGUGUGUGUCAGCAUCUGGAGGAUGAAAGAUGACAAUGUCACCAUAGACACGAUAUGCCACAACCCAGCCCAUAAGCUGCAUGGUCUGAUGCUGGAGGACUAUAACAACAGCAAGUGUGAGAUGAGGGAGAGGAAUGGCAUGGGCUCCCAGUUCUUCAUCUGCUCCUGCUCCGAGGACGAGUGCAACAACCACGUGUUCUUCACCCCCUACUCUCUUGACUCCCAGGUGGUGUCGGUGAUCCUGGUCAGCCUGGUUCCUCUGCUGGUUCUGGCCGUCCUGGUCAUCACAUCCUUCUAUUGGUACCGCAUCUACCACCAGCGGCGCGCCGGCGCCAAGCGCAAGAAGACACCUCUUGACUUCAGCGUCAACCGCGCCAUCAUGAUGGACGACGACGGCUCGGACAGCAGCUCCACGCACGCCAACAACCUCAACCACAAUACGGAGCUCCUCCCCAUCGAGCUGGACGCCCAGGUGGGCAAGGGCCGCUUCGCAGAGGUCUACAAGGCCAAGCUGAAGCAGGGCGCCACGGGGGCCGGCGAGCCUUUCGAGACCGUCGCCGUCAAGAUUUUUGCAGAUGAAGAGUAUGCCUCGUGGAAGAACGAGAAGGACAUCUUCUCGGACGCCGACCUGCGCCACGAGAACGUCCUGCACUUCCUGACCGCGGAGGAACGUAAGGUGGAGAAACAGUAUUGGCUGAUCACGGCCUACCACCCCCGGGGCAACCUCCAGGAGUACCUGACGCGCCACGUCAUCAGCUGGGACGACCUGUGGGUGCUGGGCGGGUCUCUGGCGAGGGGCGUGGCCCACCUGCACAGUGACCACACGCUGUGCGGACGCUACAAGGUGCCCAUCGUCCACCGGGACAUCAAGAGCUCCAACAUCCUGGUGAAGGGGGACCUCACUUGCGUCCUGUGUGACUUCGGCCUGGGUCUGCGUCUGGACAACUCGCUGUCUGUGGACGAGCUGGCCAACAGUGGACAGGUGGGCACUGCCAGGUACAUGGCCCCUGAGGUGCUGGAGUCCAGGAUCAACCUGGAGAACAUUGAGUCGUUCAAGCAGACAGACGUCUACUCAAUGGCCCUGGUACUGUGGGAGAUCACCUCCAGGUGCAAUGCCAUUGGAGAGGUAAAGGAUUACGAACCCCCCUUCGGUAAGGUGAGGGAGCACCCGUGUGUGGAGAGUAUGAAGGACAGUGUUCUCAGAGACAGGGGACGACCAGAGAUCCCCAGCAGCUGGAUCAACCACCCAGGCAUCCAGGUGGUGUGCGGCACUAUAGACGAGUGCUGGGACCACGACCCCGAGGCCAGGCUGACCGCACAGUGUGUGGCCGAACGCUUCAACGACAUGGAGCACCCAGACAAGCUGUCUGGACGCAGCAACUCAGAGGAGAAGAUCCCCCAGGACAUCUCUGUGACGGAGAUUGAAGAGAUUGAGAAGAAGGAAGUAUGCCUCAGAAACUACAAUGCCCCUGCUGGGGAGGCUGAGAACUACAAGCAACCAAGCAGCUGAGAGAGUCUCUUUGUAUGCGCUCUGUUUAUUUGUCCUGCUUGUGACUCCAAGGAGCAAACAGAAUGGCUGUUGUGUGUCAUGGAUGUAAAAGGGAGCAAAACUGAACAAGCCAAUCAGCAAGGAACUUAUCAUGUUUUAAAAAAAAGAUUUACAGCAGUUGCUCCAAAGACAGAUUAAAGCCAUGACUGGACUGGUGAAAAUAUAAAGCCCUCUUAACUAAAUACUGUUUACACUUUAUCAAUAGCUAUGCAUACCAAAUGAUGUAUAUUCAGUUACUGUAUAUUCUUGAUGACAAUACAGUGCAGUUAUAUAACCAUUGUAUCUGGAAAAAGAAGAGAGCAGUCAAUACUGAUACACUAAUACAAUUUUAGGCCAUUUUCGACUGGCUGUUUUGUACAUUUUUAAAGGCGGCAUUGGAUGACAAAGGGACUGGAGGAUGGAGCUUUAUCAAAAACCAAGGUGAACGUUUCAUUCCUGGAAGCACAGUAUGAGAAAAGGGCUAUGAAAUAAAAAAUGAUUCCAGGCCAAUAACCCCAGGGGAAUACUGAUAUCAUAUACCAAGGACUAUGAACUGUAAAAGAAAGACUGUGAAAUCAACCCUGGAUGAGAAAAAGGGAAUAUAGAUAUUUUACUAUAAAAUAAAGUAUAUUUAAUCAACAGAGGUUUAUAAAGGGAAUACAGAUAUUAUGACAAAAGGACUCUGAACUGGAUGUACCAUACAUGGAGUUUCAGCCCAGCAAUAACUGCUCUAACUGCUGGGAGACAUGGACAUUUAAUGACAAGGAAGGGAACUUGAUCCUUUCUCAAUUAAAGAUCUCUUUCAAAAACCCUCUCUAUGUAUAAUGUUAAAAGCCUUAAUUAAAGACUUUCAGUAUUCUACUCUUUUAA